AUCGCCGCCGUCUCGCAGAGUGUUUGACGUUUAUCACCCGGGUGCUCUUUCCUAUUAUUUCCUCUAAAAGAUUACAAUUUAUCUCGUCACCCCCCGUUUCCCCCCCGCCUUCCUGUCGGUAUCCUGUCUGCGUAAAACCGUGCAUUAUCAACAAGUUGCUCUGGUUGACGAACCCCUGCCUUAUUCGAACUGCCUUCCGCAGAAAUAUUUCUCGGUGCGUGCGUGCGUGAAUUCGCGUAAACCUUUAUGCCGUGUCGUUUCCGUUUCCUAGCCUCGGAAAAAAAAUCCUUUUUGCCUCUUUCUCGGAUCGGUUUUGCGCGUUAGGUUAUCAUCGAUUUAGAUUGCAAGAAUAGUCCAAUCAGCACUUGAACCGCUGAUUGCCGCAAAAGUGGAUUUCCCAUUGGACCCGUAAUCGGAAGGAUCAAACCACCUCGGUUGGCUCGGUUGGGACCUGGACUUUCCUAGAGUACCGCGUGUGGAUGACAAAAUGAAUAAGAUAUGGGUUGCCUUCGCAGUGUUUGGCGCAAUAUCAAUUCUGCCUACGAGCUGCCGGAUUGUGAAGAGAAGCUACUCGGAUCAGAGCGUACGUGGAUACCUAACGGAGAGGACAUGCUGGUGGAACGAAGUUUGCAAGGAAGAAUUUCAACAACUGUUUCGCUGUAAAUGUCCCCAGUGGUCCUACUGCAGGUCACCCGGGCGCUACUACAACGCAUACUGCUCCAUGACGAACACCGGCUACAUAUGGACACAACCUUCUUGGGACUGGGAUACUGCCUGAAGCACACUGAAUUGCUUAAUUCGCCUGGUAGUUUUAGAGAUUCUGUAGAACUUAUACAAUGACCAUUAGAGCAAGUUACAAUUCGUUCGGUAGUAGCGAUUGAGUUCCUUCGAUUUUUUCAAUGGAUAGAUCAGACGAGUUAUCCAAGCCCCGCAGCGACCAAGUAGUUGAAAAGACACAACCGCAUUCAUAGAGACCAAAUAUUUUAUAUAGAUUUAUAGGCGAAUAGGACUUGAAUAUCAGACCAUAGGCUAGUGCGUUAUACACCGAUAGAUUUUGCUUUUUCGUUGAACAAAUGUUUCACGUGGUAGACUCAGAGGGACUCAAUACCGGCAUCAUGCCGAAGCGGUUGGACAAAAGACCGAAGAUAUCUUACGAAUCGUUCAAACGGAAAUGUAUCACAUAUCCAGCAUAUCAAUCACUGUUCUGAUUGUUCUUUUGAGAAAGUUAAACUGCAUCUAAGUGCAUUUUCAAUCAACGAUUACGUUCAACGAACAUAUCUCAACGAACGAAGAUAGAACCCAGUUCAGUUAGUUUUGAUCCUGAUCCAAUAGUUUCAGAAUCAGUUUUAAUUACCCUGGCUUUACUGAUGUACGAUUAAGAGGAGAAAAUAUCAAAACAUGUUUUACUGUCAGUAGAUUAGAUGCGUUGUUCAGUGAUAUAGAUAGGAGGAGUUCGAGACACAGAAAUUGCAGUUUGGGUGCAAGUGUUUCUCCAUUAUUGAAGUUACAUAACUUACUUACAUGAAUAC
This is a messenger RNA of Aedes aegypti (yellow fever mosquito), 1529 nucleotides long. RefSeq lists its product as uncharacterized. Bases 488 to 778 code for a protein of 96 amino acids. NCBI's taxonomy places the organism in Eukaryota, Metazoa, Arthropoda, Insecta, Diptera, Culicidae. The record is from RefSeq and is a predicted model, not a curated record. The transcript has 4 exons.